AUGAUGCCUCCUCCGCCUGAAAAAUCUAGCGAGCAAGGAAAUCAGAGAGCCGGAGCCUCAACAAACACUGGAUACGACAACAAAACAACCUUACCGCCCUUGGGAACGAGUAUAAAAACUGAUCAACCAGAUCUUUACAACCAAGCACCUCCACUGCAGCCAUACGAAUACAAUGUGCAACCAAACAUGUACACAUCCUAUCAACAGACAAAUUAUGACCCAUAUCAGAGACAAAACUUUAUGCAACAGCAAAACGCUUACACCGGGGUGACUCCAUAUGUGCAGUCUACUUCAUACACACAACCAACAUCAUACACUUCUUCCAAUGCCCAUGCCCCAAACGCUAUACGAUUCCUGUACUCUGGCGGCGUCUCUGCAGUGCCAACGUCCUCAUCAAAAACAGAAAAUCAGCAGCAACAAGGACUGCAAGAGAAGAAAAAUAGGCGAUUCAGAAGACGGUAUAAUCAAAUUGUUCGAAAAUACCCUUGCUCAUUUCCGGGGUGUCUGAAAAGCUACGGGUCAUUGAAUCAUUUGAACACUCAUAUUGUUUCAAAGAAACAUGGACCACGCAAAUCAAAACUCGAUUUUCAAAACGGAACUCAUAAAAAGGAGGACAAGAUGGAACCCGGCACUCUACAAACUGACCACACUCCCCUGGCGCAUGUACCUCAGCUAGGAGUGUACCAAAUUCCUCAACAGUCUCAAAUACCCGCACCUCCACAACAUUACGUAACACCACAACCCAACGAGUACUCGGGAUACUACUACGGAUAUUCAGCGCCGCCAAAUAUACGACCAACCGUGUCAAAUGACUCAGUUCCAGUCCCUUCCUCUGGUACGGGCUUGUACUAUCUGGGUUUGCCAACUACAUCCGCACCGGCUCCACAACAAGCAGUACUGCAGAUUCAAUCGCAGCGUACAGGGGGGUCGACUGCGGCUCCUCAAUACUACCUGGUCUCACCACAGCAAAGCUUUUACACUACACAAUUUCAACAACAGCAGACGCCGGGAACAGGUCUAUACUCUAAUCAGCCUCAACUGCUGCCUCAACAGCGCACAAAUCAACACUAA
Messenger RNA from Lodderomyces theae, 1071 nucleotides. RefSeq names its product Wor4p (gene WOR4). Bases 1 to 1071 code for a protein of 356 amino acids. The record is from RefSeq and is a predicted model, not a curated record. The transcript has a single exon. Gene Ontology annotation, biological process: regulation of DNA-templated transcription. Lineage: Eukaryota; Fungi; Ascomycota; Pichiomycetes; Serinales; Debaryomycetaceae.